GAGAAGUUGGUGGGCGGGGAAUCAAUGAAGCAUCUCUUUUCUACCACCCUGAGGGGCGACCCUGAGGAGAUGCACCCGAGUCACAGGAAUUAUCCAGCUUGCCUCCACUUGUAGAUGAGUGGAAAACCCAAUGAUUUGAGCUAAGUGCCAACAGGGGAUUGUCCUUGGUUUUUGUGCUAUUCAGCAUUCCUGAAGUUCUUUUCACAUCUUCUCUUAUUGUAAAAAGUGCAUUUAAGUUUUGAAAAAUGAAGCAGUUGAAAAGAAAAAGGAAAAGCAAUUUUAGUGUUCAAGAAACUCAGACUCUUUUGAAAGAAAUUACCAAAAGGAAAGAAGUCAUUUUUUCCAAGCAGCUCAAUACAACAAUAAACGUGAUGAAGCGAAUGGCUUGGGAGGAGAUUGCACAGUGUGUGAAUGCUGUAGGGGAAGGAGAACAGCGAACAGGGACAGAAGUGAAAAGAAGGUACCUUGACUGGAGAGCUCUUAUGAAGAGAAAGAGAAUGAAGGCGAACAUUAAGCUGGUGGGUUCUGGAUUUCCCCUUCCCACAUCUGAUUUAGAUGAUUCCCUCACUGAAGAGAUAGAUGAAAAGAUCGGAUUCCGAAAUGAUGCAAAUUUUGACUGGCAAAAUGUAGCAGAUUUCAGGGAUGCAGGUGGAUCCUUAACAGAGGUCAAAGUAGAAGAGGAAGAAAGGGAUCCCCAGAGUCCUGAAUUUGAGAUUGAGGAAGAAGAAGAGAUGUUGUCAUCUGUGAUACCAGAUUCCAGGAGGGAAAAUGAGCUUCCUGAUUUCCCCCACAUUGAUGAGUUUUUCACACUUAAUGCAACGCCAUCUAGAUCUGCAUAUGACGAUCCCCAUUUGCUUGUAAACAUAGAGAAACAGAAACUAGAGCUGGAAAAACGACGACUGGAUAUUGAGGCCGAGAGACUGCAGGUAGAAAAGGAACGCCUGCAGAUAGAGAAAGAAAGGCUGCGACACUUAGACAUGGAGCAUGAACGGCUCCAGCUGGAGAAGGAGCGGCUACAGAUUGACAGAGAGAAGCUAAGGUUACAGAUAGUCAGUUCCGAAAAACCAUCCUUGGAAAAUGAACUUGGCCAAGGAGAAAAGUCUUUACUUCAGCCACAAGACAUAGAAACAGAGAAGCUAAAACUUGAGCGAGAACGCUUGCAGCUGGAAAAAGAUAGGCUGCAAUUUUUGAAGUUUGAAUCUGAGAAGCUGCAGAUUGAAAAGGAACGCUUACAAGUGGAAAAAGAGAGACUUCGAAUUCAGAAAGAGGGACACUUGCAGUGAUUUUUUUUUUUUUUUUUAGGUCUUAGUGAAUGUUUAUAUAAACUAGAUUUUUCUCAGAUGACGUGUAGUUGCUGGAUUAGUGUUCUUUUCCUAAUGUCAGUGUUUUCCAUAGGUAAAGGUAGUUAUGUAUGGAUAGCUGUAUGCUUAAGUAGUACACUGUAUAAAAACUCUGUGCCCUAAUAUAAACAGAGUAGAGAAUUAUUGUACUAGACUUCACAUUAGUAAUACUAUAUAGAAUCUUGUAUUAUCUGUGCACCCAGAGUUUACAAUUAUGUCUAUACAAAAUUCUAGUCCAGUUGUUCUCAAUUGAGGUGAUUUGGGCCCUGGGAAAAUAUUUGGUAAUGUCUGGAGACAUUUUUGGUUGUCAAAACUGAUGUUUGGAGGCAAGUGGCUCCUUGCACCUAAUGUUGUAGAGGCUGCAGAUGCUCCUAACCUUCCCGCAGUGCACAAGUCACCCCUCUUCACAGUAGAGAAUUCCCCAACCCCAAAUGUCAUUAGUAUCAAGUUUAAGAAACCCCGUCCUAGUCCAACUGUGCACCUCUAUUGCUAUGUUGUAUAGUUUUAGAAUAUUAAAACCUCAGAUACUUAAAUGGGUAGAUAAUUAAAUGGCCAAAAACUUUUAACUAUGAAAUAAUACUGUGUAGUAUGUUGAUUGUAGGAAAUGAUGAAAAUUAUAGGUAUUUUAUUCCCAUUUUCCAUUUACAAAUGGCCUAAUAGAAAAUAAU
Fukomys damarensis (Damara mole-rat) is the source of this 2008-nucleotide messenger RNA. It is a transcript of the gene Msantd4, whose product is annotated as Myb/SANT DNA binding domain containing 4 with coiled-coils. The coding region runs from base 246 to 1283 and encodes 345 amino acids. Lineage: Eukaryota; Metazoa; Chordata; Mammalia; Rodentia; Bathyergidae. The transcript is spliced from 3 exons. The record is from RefSeq and is a predicted model, not a curated record.